UCUUAAUUUGUUUACCAAACCAAAUCAAAUUCCUCACAUUAAUUAAUUUUUAUUUAAUUUUGUAUGCAUUAAUUAAUUUAUCUUUAUAUUUUUCCCUUUCUAUUUUUUCUUCCCACAAAAAAAUAUAUAUUUAUAGUCUUGUAGAAGGCUAUCUGCAGUACUGCUCGUUAUCGUCUGUGUUCCUGGUCCUGGACUGAAACAGAUUAAGACAUAAUCCGACCAAGGUAAUCAUCGUUCGACUUCGACCUGCAACCUGUUUGCUGAGAUAUCGGAAAAUUCUUGCUACCCAGAAUCGUCAAAUUCUUGCAAAGCUAGAUAUUUUGUCAAUAGAAAUAGGGUUAGUGUUGUAGAAGUUGAAGAGGGAGUUCAAAAAGAGCAAAAGAUAAAGAUUUGGGGAAAGAAAUUUCAUGGCUGAUCACUCGGAUGAUUUGGAUCAACUCCUUGACAGUGCAUUGGAUGAUUUUCAGAACCUUAAUCUCACCUCCUCCGCACAAAGAGGCUCGGGUAAUAAUGAUGGUAACCUAGGAGAGGGAAAGAAAGAGAGCUCUACAAUGAUGAGUGGAAGCGUUCAAGGAUUGGGGAUGGGGUUGCCUGAUUUGAAGAUUAAGAAAAAGGGCAAACAAAAAGUUUCACUGCCUAAGCAGGAAUCACAUAUUUCUGAGGCGCUCGAUAAGCUGAGAGAGCAAACAAAAGAGGCUGUUAAAGGGUUAGAAUCGGUGUCUGGGCCCAAACCACCAGUUGAAGGAGACCUUGGAGGUGAUGCAAUGAUAGAGGAUUGGGUCAAGCAUUUUGAAGAGCUUGCCGGAACACAGGAUAUGGAGUCAAUUGUGGAGACCAUGAUGCAACAGCUUCUCUCCAAGGAAAUCCUUCAUGAACCUAUGAAAGAAAUUGGUGAACGGUACCCAAUAUGGUUACAAGAGAACAAAUCUAAACUAACAGAUGCAGAAUACGCACAAUAUUCUCACCAAUACGAGCUCAUAAAAGAUCUAAACCAAGUGUAUGAAACUGAGCCUGAUAACUUCAACAAGAUUGUUGAGCUCAUGCAGAAGAUGCAAGAGUGUGGCCAACCACCUAAUGAUAUUAUGCAAGAACUUGCUCCAGGAUUAGAUCUAUCAACUUUUGGACAAUUGUGAGUACAUCUAAGUUACUUCAUGCUGUUCAAACAUUUGAAACAUAAUAAAAAUACCCUCUUUAUGUUUGUUAUGGCUUGUUGGCCAACUUUUUCCUGUCCCUCUGAAAUCUAUCUCGACAUUGCUGAUACAAUAAUGAAACAUUCGCCUUGCCUCGUGCAGGUCUCCAGAGAUGCUCGAGUCUC
Messenger RNA from Striga asiatica, 1315 nucleotides. The record is from the annotation of a GenBank genome assembly. NCBI's taxonomy places the organism in Eukaryota, Viridiplantae, Streptophyta, Magnoliopsida, Lamiales, Orobanchaceae.